CAAGCCAAGGAAUACACGCUACAAAGGGAGCUCUUCUUCUAAGGUCUCUACUAUUGGACGUGUCCUCCAUUCCUGAGUGAAUACAUGCUAAGCCCAUGUGUCACUCCCACGCUUGGAUCAUCCACAGUUUUCAGAGAAAUGAAGAUUUAGACAAUCUGUGAAGUGGGUCAACACCACAGCCCUCAAUCACCAUCAUCAUUAUCAUCUUUGAUGAGUUUUAAAGUGGGAGUCUUUUUCUUGAUUCUCUAUCAGUAUGCUUGAUCUGAUUGUGGAUUGCAGUCUUUGGAAAAUGGGUUUUUGUAGGUUUGAUUCAAAUGCUGAUAUGUAAAUUCUUGAGGGGAAGACCUAGUUGGAGUUUGGAUCUGCAGUUGACUCGGGGUUCUUUUGGAUUCAAAACCCUGAAAAAGGGUGUACUUUUUUAUGUGGGUUUGUUGUGGAAAACCCUAAACAGGCAUGUGGGACUUAGUCCUAUGGGCCUUCUAUCUAAAUUUUGAAUAUCUAGCUCAAGGGCUGUGUUGGUAUCUUUUGGAGGCUUUGGAAUUUUUCACAGAUGAAUUGCUAGCAUUUUGUUUGGUUUUUGCCUCAUUUGUUGAAGAAUACAUUGGGAGAAUCUUUUGUCAAAUCUUGAUUGCUUAGGUUCUUGAAAUAACUCAAAAUCCACGCCAAAUUUGAAACCCUAGAAGAAGAAAGUAGAAACUGAAUUCAGAAAAAAGUGAAUUGAGAGUGUUGUUGAGUUUUUGGAAACGGGGUAGUUAGAAGAAUCAGUUUCAGAUCAUAUUGAGGGUAUAUUUAUCAAUGGGUUCGUUUGAGAACACAGUUUAUUACUGCUGUGUGUCGAAGGGUAAUAGAAUUAUGUAUGCAUAUAGUGGUGGAGGCCAUGAGAUUGAGAAUUUGGCUGCCUUGUGCUUGGAAAGAGCUCCUCCCUUUCACAAAUGGUAUUUUCAGACCAUGGGCAAGAAAACUUUUGGGUUUUUGAUGGAAGAUGGGCAUGUUUAUUUUGCAAUUGUAGAUGAGGGUCUUGGAAACCCGGGAGUUCUACAGUUUCUAGAACACAUGAGAGAUGAAUUCAAGAAGAUAGCUAGAAAGGAUUCUAGGGGAAGCCCUUCAAGUUUUAACUCACUCCAUAUACAAGAUCAACUGGUGCCCAUUAUCCACCACUUGAUCUCCUCAUUAGAGCAUGUUUCUCAGACUAGUAAUAAUUGGAUAGCUGAGUCUCCCUUGCCACAUCAUGUGGGUCUUUCUCCAUCACCAAGUGAUGCAAAUGGGCAAAUGGAAGCUGCCAGUUCUACAAAAGCCCCAUUGUUAGGAAAGUUUAGCAAGCAAGAGAAGAAGAAGAAGAUGAAGGAUCCUGUCAUUGCAAUGAGAGACAUUGAGUUGGAGGAGCACCGGAAGUCCACAGACAGAGGUAUCAAGAUAGAUUCGGGGAAUUCGGAUUCCAAUAGCCAAGGUGGUGUUGGUUCUUCAAUUUCAUUACAGAAGGAUUUGGGUUCAAUCAGGAUCAGGUCAGGCUCUCAAAGCAUCCGAAAGAAGUGGUGCCGCCACGUAAGGAUUGUUCUUGCAAUUGAUGCAGCUGUAUGCCUGAUACUGUUUGUGAUAUGGUUAGUAAUUUUCCAUCUCACAAAGAAGUAAUAUGCUUGAUACUGCAUGUGUGCAACAGACUUCUUGACAAGGUAAAUAUAUAUUGAAGGUAUGUGCUUCAAAUUACACUGUCGGUAGCAUCAUAUUGUGGUUAUUCUGUACAGAAUCUUUUAUGUAUAUGUAUAUGAACGUGUUAGAGCUAGAGAAACAUUGAGUCCCACUUAUGGAGCCAUUUCACGCCACUUGGCAUGGUGAAAUACUAUAUUCCUCAGUUCUCAUUUCAGUUUCAUUUUGUUAUAAUUUAUAAUCUUAAGUCUUAAAAUUUUAAAUUAAGUUGCUCUGCACUCCAUUUAUGUAAUAAUGCACAAAUGUUUGAAAAUACAUGCAGUUUUCUCUGUUAAUUUACGUAGUGCUUUCCUUUGAAAGUGCAUAGAGGUGAUUAUCUAGCGUUUCCUUUCUCCUAUCAAACAAAGUUGUAAUUACCCCUUCUCUUGAAUGGUUUCAGUUGCGCGAUUUCUCCUUUUGAACCUUUAUUGGAUUCUUUAUCUAAAAGAAGUUGUUACUCAAUAUAGGAGAUAUCAUGUUUUUCUGACUAUUAAAUGUACUUUGUUCGAGUUGAUUGAGAGUUGACCUAGAAAACCUUGGGUGAAAAUUGAGGAAGCCAGUGGAAAGAGUGUAUUCCUUAAGAGACUGAAAGGUUUGGGUAUGAUAUUAAUAAACACUAGAUUUUCAAUAGAGUUAAGAGUCAGUCGGUUCUUGUUUCUUUGUUUCUGGGGGAAAAAACAAAAAGAACAUUACUCACUGAAGCAGGCCCAGCGUGGGGUGAGUUGAUAUGGUUCUAACAAUUUUGCUUGAAGUGGCUGCACUCAAGACUUUAACCUUCUCAUGCUUCCAUGCUUGGAGGCUUGGGUUGUCUACCAUUGCACAAAAUGAUGGCCCCUAUAACUGCAGGAUAUAUGAAAAUUGAGUUAGAAAUGAGCGGAGUCCUGACCGCUUAGUGAUAGCUUCCACAGUCAGAAAUAUGCCUUUAGUGCCAAUGUUUUGCAAUUUCCAUGGAAGUCUAGUGACCAUAUGUAUAAGGAGGCUUUGGUUGCAGUUUAAGGCAGUAAUAGGACAAGCAGAAGGUCGGAAAAAACUUAAGAUAGUAAGCAAAGACCUGGGCGCUUUUAACAGAUUGUUGCUUUUGCAAGGAUUCGACCAGCUUAUCCAAAUAGUUGGGGAUUUGGGGACUUCGGCUUGAGGCUAAUUGGAUUCAUUAUGGUCAGUGAUUCUUUUUCUGUUAGGUGCUUGAUAUAACUUUUUAUUAACUCAUUAAACAAAUAAAGUAUGUACCACAUUAUUCUUUUCUCUUCUUUUCUUUUCUCUGUAUGUUCUUUCAUUCUUUUGGCUCGGGUGGGGGCGCAGGUAUAGUGGCUAGUGGGUAGUUGUUGUUCAAUCAUAACACUUGAGUGUUCGAGCAUAUGAGUUGAACUAAGCUUGAUCCCUGACAAACUUUCCCACUUGCAGUUCCUGGUUUCUUUAUGUAGUCAAUAAAAUCAUCAAACCUUUAUUUUUGUACAAAAGUUGGAACCUUUUCUGCUCACCUCUUGGAUGUUUCAUCUUUAGGGAACCAAAGAAAAGGCUGUCAUCAACAGAAGUUUAAAGUUAGAAUAUUUUCUUUAUGUCCAAAAGUCCCUAUUAGAAUUUGCCGGCAGACCACCCCGAAAUAGGCUUGUAUUGCAAAAACCUCAGAGGAACUAAGAAAAUAUAAUAGAAAGGUACACAGUUAACUGUAGUUACUGAUCUUGGAAAGAAGAGCAUUUCCCUCUCUUUUCUUCUUUUGCAACAAGGCUGAAGUAUUAGUGCUAAUGUUCCUGAAUAAUCUCUCGAAAGUUCUUCUCAUAGUUACUGGAAACUCUUUACCUACUUGUAUUCAAGCACCCCAAAUAACAGUAGUCAGGUGAUAGCUUGUGACAAGUAAUCGAUAUGUAUUCAUUUCCUGUUUUGUGGAAAUAGGAAUGACCCUUUCAAGCCUCUAGGGGACACUAUAAGGUAUUCUUGACUGUCUGCAGUAUCGUAUCAUGGCAGCUGGGAGUUGCAGUGAUUGUGGCAACAUGAAGGCAAGAUGUGCUCCUAGUCUGCCAAUGGGUUGCAGCCCUACCUACAUGGGGUUGCCGUCUUCUUGUGCAGGUUGGUAAGUUUGCUGCAGGCCAACGUGAACUUCAUCUUGGACAAUUUAUGCAUUCCCCCUUUGUGCGCA
Molecule: messenger RNA, 3817 nt
Organism: Vitis riparia (riverbank grape)
Lineage: Eukaryota; Viridiplantae; Streptophyta; Magnoliopsida; Vitales; Vitaceae
Product: phytolongin Phyl1.1-like
Exons: 2
Coding region: 796-1629 (277 amino acids)
Cellular component (GO): membrane
Source: RefSeq, a predicted model, not a curated record